CUAGAACUUGAAUGACGCCGCUAUCCAGUCACUCCGGAAUACAUGUUGCAAACAUUCGUGAAAUCAUUCACUCACUUGAAAGACCGCCCACAUGCAGAUCGAGCCUUGCCUAUGCUUCAACGGGUAGCAACUCUAGUAAAACCUAUCAUGAGGAAACAUGGCUGGGUCUUGCCGUUAUUGUCUGAAUUUUUUCCUGAAAGCCCUAAUCUAGUUGGGCUGAAUGUGAACGGAGGAGAGCAGAUUCUUCUGAGAUUGCGCCUUCCAUGGGCUCCCGACAUCUUUUAUGAGGAAGAUCAAGUUGUUCGGGUCAUGCUCCAUGAACUUACUCAUAAUGUUCAUGGCCCUCACGAUGAAACUUUCUACAAGUUUCUAGCUGCACUCGAGGACGAGUAUGAUGCACUAGUGCGCUCUGGAUACGCUGGUGAAGGCUUCUUUUCUCCCGGCCACCGACUGGGCGCAGGGGUAUCCCACGACCUUCCGCCAGACUUAGCUAGACUCAAAGCUCUUGAAGCUGCCGAACAGAGGCAUCGCGCAAAUGGUAUACUCGGUUCCGGCGGUAGCAGGCUAGGUGGACGCAGAACCACUGCGCUGCAAGGCAUGGAUCCUCGUGAACUGGCCGCACAGGCUGCCGAGCGCAGAAAGCGUGAUGAGAUCGAAUGUGGGUCGGGUGUACUUGCCCAGCGCGAAGCCGAGAGGGCGGCCAAGGAAAGCAUAGAAGACAUCAUCGACCUUACCGAUGAUUCCCCUCUAGAACCGUGGUCUUGUCCUGUGUGCACACUCGACAAUGAGCCAAUUGUGCUACAGUGUGCAGUAUGCCUCACUGUCCGUCCUUGGAACUCGCCUAGAACUGCGAGUCAAUCACGUGUCGUUGCUGGACCAUCGAGGCCACAGGGUAGUACUUCCGGAUCAAUUUCUGAUACACACAAACAGCCCAGAGUCCUUGCAGUGAGGCAGCCAAGCAAUGCCAAGGACCCCACGCCUCCUCGCAUACCAGCCGAAACCUCAGUUGGUGGUGGGCAAUGGGCUUGCACGAUUUGCACGCUCAUGAACGACCAACGGGUAUACAAAUGUGCCUUGUGUUUAACAGGGCGUCCUCAAGAUCCUCUUUUGGGAUGGACUUGUAAAACGUGUGGUGAGGCUGACAUACCCCACCAGUUUUGGUCAUGUCGAUUUUGCGGCGUGGUCAAGACCGAGAGCACUUACGGCUGAAGGGUUUAGUUUUCAGGGGAUUCCAGGGCUCCAUUUCCCGAUCUCUCACGACUGGGGUUACGAAUGUAGGACUUUCACUUUGACAGUUAUCCUCUCAUGUAUUGUUGUUUUGGGCUGUGCCCUGUGUAAAUAUUCUCAUCGAACGAUGGAGUAAUAAAGUGCCUGCUCGCGACUCUGCGAGAGACGUAAUUAGUUGUUUGCCAAAA
Suillus bovinus is the source of this 1415-nucleotide messenger RNA. Its product is annotated as WLM domain-containing protein. The transcript has 5 exons. The record is from RefSeq and is a predicted model, not a curated record. Lineage: Eukaryota; Fungi; Basidiomycota; Agaricomycetes; Boletales; Suillaceae. The coding region runs from base 43 to 1209 and encodes 388 amino acids.